Symbiodinium natans is the source of this 1002-nucleotide messenger RNA. Lineage: Eukaryota; Dinophyceae; Suessiales; Symbiodiniaceae. The record is from the annotation of a GenBank genome assembly.
AUGGCCCAAGUUCCGGACGCGUCUACAGUGCCAGUACCUGAUGUGAGCCCUGAGGAAGAGGCUUUGCUGUUUGGGUCUCAAGGACAGCCGACAGCACCUGCUGGAGGAGCGAACCCUUUUGCGUCGCCUCCGGCAACUCCAGCUCAAGCUCAUGCUUCGCCUGCUGGAAGCCAAGUGGGUGGAGUACAAGCUGGAAAUGGCCUUGGUGAAGGCAACUUCCAAGCCAUCUUCAUGGAAAUGCUAAGGCAACAAAGUCAGGCCAACCAGCAGAACCAGCAGUUGAUAGCUGCCCUCAUGAGAAGGAUGGAUUUGGAAGAGAAGCGUCGAAAUGAGGCUGAAGAGAAGGCAGCGGAGACCGCACGUUUGGUUGCGGAGGCUGCAGCUAGAGCCAAGACGGAAGACCCUUUUGCAGCUGCACCGAGCACACCUUCUGUGCCUUUUGCAGGAGCUACCUCGUCUUCAAGUUCUGUUCGGAGCCCACUGGUGCAGAAUAGAGCGGAGAAGUACCUUCCAUCUCUGCCGAUGCUAGAGCAUCAAGGCAUGAACAAGGGCAGAAUGCGAGAAGUCGAGACAUGGCAUGCCUACUUGGAGACACUGUCAUCGUGGCUUGCUCUUCAAGAUGAGUCUUUCGUUCGAGAGUUGCAACUCUGCGUCAAGCAAAAGAAUGAGAUCCUUCAGAAGGAUUUGGCGGAUGAUGUUGCUGCUCGAAGCGUCUACAGUGCCUGCGGGUUACGAGCCUGUGGGGACCAUUCACGCAGCAAUUACAGCAUUCGUGUCUUUCGCAUGGAAAGCUGUCUACGUGCGGGGAGCAGUGGCAUCAAGUUGGGCGACAUUACGAUGAAAGCAUCAAAGGACGGACGGCAGGACCGCAAUCCGUUUCACUUGGACGGGACGAGUGGGAACGAGGUUUUCUCGUGCCGGGGGAGCCAAGCUUGGGAACUGGUUCAGAGUUUGCGUCCUAACGGCAGGCUGACCGAUGGCGUUUUUGCGGCAAGCCUAUGA